AUGCAGCUUCUAGAGUUGGAGGAAAUGACACUCAAUGUCUAUGAAUCCUCCAAGAUUUAUAAGCAAAAGAUAAAGGCAUACCAUGAUCGGAAACUACUAAAGAGGAACUUCCAGCUUGGACAACAAGUGUUGUUGUUCAAUUCCCGACUAAAUCUUUUUCCUAAAAGACUUAAGUCCAAGUGGUCUAGCCCCUUCACAAUCAAAUAUGUGAAGCCCUAUGAAGCUAUUGAAUUGAUGGAUCCUUCAUCUACUGACCCAGAGCAGAGCUGGAUUAUGAAUGGCCAAAGGUUGAAGAUCUACAAUGGUGGCAAUAUUGAGAGAUUGACCACCAUCAUCCACCUCCAAGACCCAUGA
Glycine soja is the source of this 354-nucleotide messenger RNA. RefSeq lists its product as uncharacterized. The record is from RefSeq and is a predicted model, not a curated record. Lineage: Eukaryota; Viridiplantae; Streptophyta; Magnoliopsida; Fabales; Fabaceae. The transcript has a single exon. The coding region runs from base 1 to 354 and encodes 117 amino acids.